AUGGGAGGACAUGGUAUAGUUUUAGCAUUCAGUAACAGGAGAAAAAAUAAGAAGGUACAUGGCUGUGAUUCAGAAGACAUGAUUUCCAGGGAGACUUUGCCUUCAUCAAGUGAGGAAAAGACACCUAAAUCAGUGACUCAUGAGGUACAGGGCAGUUACGUAUCACCAUACUCUGUUACUGCAUUAACACCACCAGGUGUUUUGGAAAAUGCAGAUAGCUCAGGGAAAGUAAACCGCUCUGUUCAGAAUUUCCAACGCAGUAAUUACGAUGAUCUUUUUAAAGAUGCUACAGAAAGUGAGAGUGAGAGCCUAUUGGCCCCCGGUGGCUCCUUUCUAAGAGAAAAGUGGAGCAGUGAAGAUGAAGAGCUUGCAGGGCCAUCCCAGACCGUCCCUCCUCAGCUUCCUGACAGUAUACAAAUUGUUUCUGAAAGGGAGCUAGCUCAGUUGGCUCAGGUUCGACCAUUACUAUUCAAUUUUCAUGAGCAAUCAGUCAUCAAGGAUUGUUUUAAAAUGCUUGAGAAAAAAGUAGCAGAAUAUGAAAUCCUCCAGGAAUUUAUGGUAAAUAUUUUGGUCUUAACAAAAGUCUGUAUGUGA
Neomonachus schauinslandi (Hawaiian monk seal) is the source of this 594-nucleotide messenger RNA. Its product is annotated as tyrosine-protein phosphatase non-receptor type 20-like. The record is from RefSeq and is a predicted model, not a curated record. NCBI's taxonomy places the organism in Eukaryota, Metazoa, Chordata, Mammalia, Carnivora, Phocidae. The transcript has 7 exons. Bases 1 to 594 code for a protein of 197 amino acids.